This is a messenger RNA of Clonostachys rhizophaga, 2295 nucleotides long. NCBI's taxonomy places the organism in Eukaryota, Fungi, Ascomycota, Sordariomycetes, Hypocreales, Bionectriaceae. The record is from the annotation of a GenBank genome assembly.
AUGGCGACCGCUCUAUCGCCUGACCUUCAGGUCAUCUGCAAAAAGCUAGCCUCCAAUUCCCCCAACCAGCUGUUACAGUCUCUGCCGUCACUGGUCAACCAUGUCCUCCGCAGCAAACAGGCCCUCUCGGCCUCACAGGAUCCCAAGUCGAGCAGAAAAGGUGGCAGCUCAGAAAUCUCAAUGCUUGUCCACAAGCUAAAAUCACAAAUCACCACCCUUAUCCAAAGUCAUAACAAGGUGGCCAGGUUCGUUGCCAUCAGCCUCAUCAAGGCUGCCGUUGAUGUGGGCGGAUGGGAGGUCCUCCAAGGCUCCGAAACUUGGGUCCGGGAGCUACUUUCUAUCAUUCAGAAGGGCGAUCCUCUUGCUUCCAAGGAGCUGGCCGUCGCCGCUCUCACAAAGAUCUACGUGCUCAUCCACCCCUAUCAAACCUUGAACAGGGAAAUCGCCACAAAGACUAUUCCUGCUUUUGCGACUGCCUGUGUUCAGCUACUCAAGUCGGCGGCUAGCGACGACGCAUCACUAGAUUCAUUGAGCACUGCCGAGGUUGUAUGCGACGCCCUGUCAACCCUGAUUCCACUCUACCCAGCCACACUUCGACCUUCCAGCAGCCAGACCCAGACUGCUGUUAGGAAAUUCCUGGCGCCCACGCUGUCCGAUGGCAUCUUCAUCCCAGGUUCCUUGCAACAUGCUAGUAGAAGAGUGGUUAUUCUACAGCACUUUGUAGCUGCCAAGACCGGAGGCAGCGAAGAAUGGCUGAAGACCGUCACAUUUGUCAUCAACGAGCUUCACUCCACCGCCGACCAAGUUCUUCGAGCGGUAGAUGAGGCAUGGACACCUGCAGAUGGCAGCUCACGGGGCGUGGUUGAUCUCGAAUCGGAACCUCACGGAGGCGGCACGGCACCAAAUCUCACACCCUGGACCGGCAUCCAAGCUGGAACACAGCGGAUAAUCGGAUUGCUUCAAUACAUCUCAGACUGUCUACGGUCCCCGACCAAGGGUCAGGUUGCUGUACCUCUGGCUAAAAUCAUGGAUGCAGCUUCUCGACUCUGUCUGGUCGCCCGACUAUCGCCAAAGACUCAGUCAUGGGACCAAUCUAUCCAAACUAGAGCAGCAAUUGGUCGAGACGAAAAGGAAGAGCUGUGGAGUGCGAUACCAGAUAUCCACGUUGCGGUCCUCCAGGUGUUCCGGGUAUUAAUCCAGAGAUUUGAAAAGGAUACCCUUCCACUGGUUCCGGAAAUCCUGGAUCACAUUAUUCGUGUCUUCAACUCUGCUACCGAUAACGGGGUUAUUCGCACCGCCGCCUAUCAAACCUUGAAGGAUGCUUUAAGCAUUGCUGGGCCAACUCUCUCUAGGCCUACGGUGGACAUGCUCGGCCCCAUCAUUAGCGGAUGUUGCCGGGACCUCCAAGAAGACUCGGGGCAUUUGAAGCAGCCCAACAAACAAGCGAGCAAUAGUGGAGAGACCAAAAAGAACGGCAUAUCGGUCAACGCCGACCUCUUCCUCCAGAAACCUCAGGACUCCGCGGGGCCCCAAUCCGUUCCUCUGAACCCUCGUCACAAGGUGGCCGCGUCGGCCCUUCUAGCAUCAUUGCUGGCCGAGCUCCCCCAGCAGCAUCUCAAGCCAAGCUUACGAAGUCUUCUGGACCAGACCGCAAUCCUCACGAAGGACCGGGACGCCAUGCUGGCAAGCGUUCUCAAUCCUUACCUGGAUCCCAAGGGGCGCAGGUACGCCAGCCUCUUGCCUCACUUGACGCAACAGUAUCCCCAAGACCCCGCUCUUGAUAUUCUCCGUACGAAUCUCCGGACGGACGUUGGAGCUCCCGUGGUCGACCAGACAACACUCGAUGAGGAGGACGAGGCCGUAGACGAUGCGGACGAAGACAUGGCCGAGAAUGAAAACGAGGCGGACAACGACAUGAGCAUGGAUGUGGACGAGAAGACGACCGAGGGCGACGCCAAAUCCUCGGGUCUCCCCGCAGGCGCGCAAAUCAACAGGGAGCUUCCCGUACAGAGCAACCCAUUCAGUGUAUCAAAGACAGAGAAGCCCGCCGUGGCCUCGUCCAACGCCUUUGGGGACGUCAGACCACGAGCUGCCUCCCCCCCAAAGAGAAAGCACGAAGGCCCCAGCCCGGCAAACACCAAGAGGCGGGAACUGCAGGAUAGAGGGGAUCUGUCAAAACCAGCCCCAGCUGCGCCGGCAGAGGUGGCUGACGAUGACGAUGACGACAGCGACGAAAGCGUGCACCUGAACAUGGAGCUUGAGGACGAUGAUGAGGACGAGGACGAAGACGAGUAA